Messenger RNA from Leptidea sinapis, 1361 nucleotides. RefSeq names its product PI-PLC X domain-containing protein 3. The record is from RefSeq and is a predicted model, not a curated record. Gene Ontology annotation, molecular function: phosphoric diester hydrolase activity. The transcript is spliced from 7 exons. Bases 140 to 1174 code for a protein of 344 amino acids. Lineage: Eukaryota; Metazoa; Arthropoda; Insecta; Lepidoptera; Pieridae. Gene Ontology annotation, biological process: lipid metabolic process.
AUUUCAACUCAGGUUCAUGUGUGCUUGUGGCUUGGGUAGUAAUAAUUACAGUAUGUUUUAAAUAACCGUUAUAUUACCCAUGGUGACAAGUGUCGGCCGCAUGUUAUUUAAAUUCGUAAAGUGAUAUCAAAUCCGCGACAUGAGACAAAGGUUUCUUAUGCUGUGUUUUUUUUCAGUAACUGUAACUAUGAGUGAAGAAAGUACAAUGCAAAAGCUCAACCUAAGACACUGGAUGGCGGAAUUGCCAGAUGAAAUAAAACAAUAUCCGAUAAUUUAUUUGGCUAUUCCAGGAAGUCAUGAUUCUAUGACAUAUGGUAUUACAAGAUCAAGUGGCUUAGCUCCAGAUGCGGAACCCAUCCUCAAAAGACUGUAUCCCUUGUUUAAAGGUACGAUAUUACGAUGGACAAUCACACAAGCCGUAGAUGCUUAUCAACAACUCCUUAUUGGCAUUAGAUAUUUUGAUUUGAGGCUAGCAACCAAAACUGGUGUAGAAAGUUUUUAUUUCACGCAUGGAGUGUAUGCCGGUGAGAUCACAGAACCUUUGCAUCAAAUUAUGGAGUUUGUUGACAAACAUCCUGGGGAGGUUGUGAUAUUAGACUUGCAACACUUCUAUGGAUUCACUGCCGAUGACCACAGAAAGCUAAUUCGGUUUCUCUUGAACAUGUUUGGUCCCAAACUCGUACCAAGACAAAAUCAUUUGGAGAGCAUUACACUUGAUUAUGUUCAAAGGCUUGGUCAGCAGAUUAUAGUUGUGUACCGUCACCAAUCGGUGUACGCCACGAAUGAGUUCUGGCAACCCCAAAUGUUGCCCUCGCCGUGGCCACAGCAGGACUCUGUCAUUGGUCUCGUGAACUUUCUGAGGAAUGUCAAACGUCACCCCGGCAUGGGAUUCGUUCAUCAAGCAGUGUUGACGCCGACACCUUCUUUUAUUUUAUUCAGAUGGGUGUCAACAUUGCGCGAGAAAUGCGCAAAGCCAGUAAAGAAAGAGGUUUAUCCGAAACUAACAGGUUUCGUGCCCGGCCCUCCUGGUCACUUCCAUUCCACCGAUGCAUCCCCUGUUAACGUGGUCAUUGCUGAUUUCGUAGAUUUGGAUGAUGCUGUAUUCUCCAAGACUGUUAUUCAACUUAAUUUCAAACUCGUUAAAAAUACUCGCUCUUUCAACCAUAGUGGGUAAGCCUGAUAUUAUUAUAACACAUAUAGCUACAAGAAUCUGUUUUCUACAAGUACCUGCCUUUUACAUAUUUUAAUUGUGAUAUUUUUGUAUUACUUUUUAUAUUUUCCCACGCCCCUAUACCUUAUAAUUAUUAGGAUAAGCAUAAUAGAAAGUGCCUUAAAUAAAAUAUAUUAUUUUACAUUGACAA